GCAGCCGCCUGCUCUUGACUGAAUUUAAGGCGAGGCGAGGAGAGGCGCAUCUCAAACAAGCCCAGUGUGACGCAGAAGAAAAAAAAAGAUGCAGACUGACGCGAGAAAGUGCAUUCGUGUUCAGAGCUCUCAAAAGAGAAUGUAAAUAAUCUAAAAAUAGAUUAUUUUGUGAAAAAUAUCCUCAGAAGUCAUCCUUUAAGGGUAAUAGAAGCCGACGGAAAGAGAGAUCGAGACGAAUGGGAAAAGUUAGACAUGCACACGAAAGAACACAAAAUCUGGAUUAAGGCAAAAUCAAAGGAAAACUUUAUUUUAUUUUCUUCUUUCAUUUACCCUUUCCUUGGUGAGGACCAUUUUCACUGUAAUGUAUGUAUUAAAGGGGGGGGUAUAAUGCUGUUUCAUGUAUUCUGACUUAUUUACAUGGUUAAAGAGUUGGAUUCUCAUGCUAAACAUGGCCAAAGUUUCAAAACACGUGUUGGACGAAUGACGGAGUAUUUCUGUGCCAAAAAUUCUCUUCCAAAUCCUUGAAGGAUUUGGGAUCUUUUUUUCCAGUAUGUGCCUCAGCGAUGUCAACAAGGUUGGAAUUCCUUGUACUGGCACUUCUCCCGGAAGGGCGCACGCGCACACGUCGACCAGCGCGAGAGAGCAAGAGCACGCCCAGUCACAGGACUGCACGAAUUCAACAAUGUCACCAAAGAAGUGUGUUUGUUAGGGAAAGAUAACCUUGCUUCCCAAAGAGCCCAGUUUUAAGUGGAGCUGAGAGUUUUGUGCUCUCUCUAAUGCAAAGCAUUACUUUGAUGCGCUCUCGAUAUUGGUCAUUGAAAUAACCAUAGAAACUGAUAGUUGCAAUUUUUUAUUGGUUAAAAUGAAUGGAGAAUAUCUCGUGUUUUUCCCUGGCUGCUCGAGCCCUCAGGAUCAGUGCUUAUGGUUUUAUAAACAAGGCCCAGUUCAGCGCUGGAUUUACAGAUCAUUUGAAACUGAAAGAUGGAGCGGUCACAGCGAUAAUGAUCCCAGUUAUGAGUCGAAACAGCAGGUGACUUAACCAAGUAGCUCCAUGAAGACUGAAUGAAUCAUGGACGACACACAGACAUUCAGCCAUGGAGAUUUUUCUCCAGGAUGCAGUCAAUUUGAGGGUGACAGAUCAAUCUCACCGGAGCCCAGCUGUGUGUCCAUGAAGAGUGACGUAUCUGUGGGAGAGUCAAUAAACCUUGAGGGAAAACACACAUCAACUGAUCUGAGUUGUGAUUCUCAACUGGUCCAAAGCACAUUUAAAUCAAAUCUGCUGAAGAAGUUUCAGUGUCUGUUUGAAGGAACAGCAAAGCAGGGAAACCCAACACUCCUGAAUGAGAUCUACACAGAGCUCUACAUCACAGAGAGUGAAAGUGGAGAGAUCAAUAAUGAGCAUGAGGUGAGACAGAUUGAGACACAAUCCAGGAGAGCAGCAACAGAAGACACACCAAUCAAAUGCAAUGACAUCUUUAGACCUUUACCUGGACAAGACAAACCCAUCAGAACUGUGUUGACAAAGGGAGUCGCUGGCAUUGGAAAAACAGUCUCUGUGCAGAGGUUCAUUGUGGACUGGGCUGAAGGGAAAGAGAAUCAGGACAUCCAGCUUAUAUUUCCACUUCCUUUCAGAGAGAUCAACUUGAUGAAGGAAAAAACACUCAGUCUUUCAGAUCUUCUUCAUGUCUUUUUCCCUGAAACAAAAGAAAUGGAAAUAUCCAGUGAAGAGUAUAAAGUGUUGUUCAUCUUUGAUGGUCUCGAUGAGUGUCGUGUGUCUCUGGACUUUAAGAGCAAAGUGAAACUGUGUAAUAUAUCUGAAUCAUCCUCAGUGGAUGUGCUUCUGAUGAACCUGAUUGUGGAAAAUCUGCUUCCUUCUGCUCUCAUCUGGAUCACCUCCAGACCCGCAGCAGCUGAUUUCAUCCCUUCUGAGUGUGUCCAUCGAGUGACAGAGGUACGAGGCUUCAAUGAGCCACAGCAAGAGAAAUACUUCAGGAAGAGAAUCAGUGAUCAGAGUCUGGCCAAUACAAUCAUCACACACCUGAAGUCAUCAAGGAGCCUCCACAUCAUGUGCCACAUCCCAGUGUUCUGCUGGAUCUCAGCCACUUUUCUAGAGAAGAUGUUGAGUGAACCAGAGAGAGGAGAGAUUCCCAAGACUCUCACUCAGAUGUACACACACUUCCUGAUCAUUCAGACCAAUAUCAAACAUGAGAAGGACCAUGAGAAGAAAGCGAAGAAUGAAGACAUGAUUCUCAAACUGGGGAAACUGGCUUUCCAGCAGCUUGUGAAAGGCAACCUGAUUUUCUAUGAGGAAGACCUGAGAGAAUGUGGCAUUGAUGUGACAGAAGCAUCAGUGUACUCAGGAUUGUACACUCAUAUCUUCAGAGAGGAGUUUGGUUUGUAUCAGGGGAAAGUCUUCUUCUUUGUUCAUCUGAGCAUCCAGGAACAUCUAGCAGCUCUAUAUGCUCACCACUCCUUUACAAACAACUGCAAAACACUUAAUCCAUUAUCUGAGCUGCAUCAGAGAGCCCUAAAAAAGGCCUUAAAGAGUAAGAAUGGACAUCUGGACCUUUUCCUGAAUUUCCUUCUGGGUCUCUCAUUGGAGUCCAAUCAGAUUCUCUUACGAGAACUACUGACAAAGACAGGAAACUGCUCCUACAACAAACAGGAUACAGUUGAGCACAUCAAACAGAUGAUUUGCGAGAAUCGCUCUCCAGAGAGAUCCAUCAAUCUGUUCCACUGUCUGAAUGAACUGGGUGAUGAUUCACUGAUGCGGAAGAUCCAACGUUAUCUGAAAUCUGGAGAAAUAAGACGAACCAAUCUCUCCUCUUUACAGUGGUCAGCUCUGAUUUAUGUGUUGCUGACAUCAGAGCAGAGGAUGGAUGUUUUUGAUCUAAAACAGUUUAUUGGAGCACAAAAUACAGCAAGUGAAGUUCUUCAGAGGCUGCUGCCUGUGGUUAAGGAAUCCAGAUCUGUUCAGUUGAGCAAUUGUGGUAUUACAGAUGAAGGUUGUAGUGCUCUGGCUUCAGCUCUGAGAUCAAACCCCUCACACCUGAAAGAACUGGAUCUGUCAUUUAACAACCUAACAGACCAAGGAGUAAAUCUGCUCUAUGAUCUACUGAAGGAUCCUGACUGUAAAAUAGAAACACUGGGGUUGAGUUAUUGUGGUGUUACAGAUGAAGGUUUUGCUGCUCUGGCUUCAGCUCUGAGAUCAAACCCCUCACACCUGAGAAAACUAGAUCUAAGUGGAAAUAAACCAGGAGCAUCAGGAGUGAAUCUGCUCUCUGAGGGACUGACACAUCCUCACUGUAAGCUGGAGAAACUGUGCUUGAGUAAUUGUGGUGUCAAGGAUGAAGGUUGUGCUGCUCUUGCUUCAGUUCUGAGAUCAAACCCCUCACACCUGAGAGAACUGAAUCUGACUGCAAAUAAUCUAAAAGACUCAGGAGUGAAACUACUGUCUAUAGGACUGAAGGAUCCUCACUGUAAACUGGAGAUACUAUGGUUGAGGCUUUGUGGUGUUACAGAUGAAGGUUGUCCUGCUCUGGUUUCAGUUUUGAGAUCAAACUGUUCACACCUGAGAGAACUGGAUUUUUCAUGGAAUAACCUAAGAGAUUCAGGGGUGAAGCUGUUCUCUAAGGGAUUGAAGAAUCCUCACUGUAAACUGGAGAAACUGUGGUUGAGUGGUUGUGGUGUCACAGAUGAAGGUUGUGCUACUCUGGCUUCAGCUCUGAGAUCAAACCCCUCACACCUGAGAGAACUGGAUCUGGCAAUGAAUUCACUAGGAGAUUCAGGAGUGAAGCUGCUCUCUGACAUACUGGAGGAUGAUCCACAUUGUAAACUGGAUUUUUCUCUAAAGCAUCUCCAGCACCCUUGCGGCCCCUGAGGGCCCUGGACCCUGGUUUGUAAACCCCUGCUCUAGAGGAGGCACAACUGGGUGAAGCUUUCUGUUUCUAUCUCAUUGCUGCUGUGUAGAAACAGAGAUAGCAGAUAGAUCUGGUGUGAUUUUUCACUGCCUCAUGUAUGUUCAUGCUGGAGGUUGAUGUGAAGUUUAGAUGUGAUGCCUUCAGUUACACAGCGGAAGACGCCACUUCCUCAAACAGACUCGCCACACUCUCCUCCGACUGCACGACGCAGGUAAACACACACUGUAUGUCUGCGUCCAUCUGUUCUCUGGAGUGACAUUGAGCGCAGGACGUGGGAUGGAGGC
Megalobrama amblycephala (Wuchang bream) is the source of this 4204-nucleotide messenger RNA. Its product is annotated as NACHT, LRR and PYD domains-containing protein 12-like. Gene Ontology annotation, molecular function: protein binding. NCBI's taxonomy places the organism in Eukaryota, Metazoa, Chordata, Actinopteri, Cypriniformes, Xenocyprididae. The transcript has 11 exons. The record is from RefSeq and is a predicted model, not a curated record. Bases 1070 to 3880 code for a protein of 936 amino acids.